Macrosiphum euphorbiae (potato aphid) is the source of this 492-nucleotide messenger RNA. The record is from the annotation of a GenBank genome assembly. NCBI's taxonomy places the organism in Eukaryota, Metazoa, Arthropoda, Insecta, Hemiptera, Aphididae.
AUGCCAGCGACAAACCGGAAAAAGAGUGGAGGCAACACAUUUGAGUUCAGUGAAAAACAGAUGGCUGAUAUAAGAGAAGCGUUUGAAUUGUUUAACGUAGAUGGAUCUGGGUCAAUCGGAACCAAAGAGCUAAAGGUAGCCAUGAGGGCCUUAGGAUUUGAACCAAAAAAAGAAGAAAUCAAACGUAUGUUGCUUAACAUUAAUAAACAGCACACUGGCGUCAUAACAUAUGAUGAUUUUGUCACUUUGAUGUCCAUAAAAAUGACAGAUAAAGAUUCAAAAGAAGAAAUUAUUAAAGCAUUUAAACUUUUUGAUGAUGACUGUACAGGAAAAAUAACCUUCUCCAAUUUAAAACGUAUUGCCCAAGAAUUAGGCGAGAAUAUUGUCGAUGAAGAACUUCAGGAAAUGAUAGACGAAGCAGAUAAAGACGGUGAUGGUGAAGUCAGUCAAGAAGAAUUUCUUCAAAUUAUGAAGAAAACCAAUUUGUAUUAA